Chara braunii is the source of this 7668-nucleotide messenger RNA. Lineage: Eukaryota; Viridiplantae; Streptophyta; Charophyceae; Charales; Characeae. The record is from the annotation of a GenBank genome assembly.
GCUGAAUGAAUCUGCCCGCAAUUGUAGCCAUUAUUAGCGAGUAGUGACUAGCAUUCCUCGGUUUCCCACGACCCGAGGAGCAUAAAGCGAAUGCCAUGGUGGACAUCUCGCUAUCCAGAGAGGUUUAGAUCGGCGGAGGAUAAUCAGAUCGCCAGCGAAGAAGAAGGAGAAGAAGAAGGAGGAGGAGGAGGAGGAGGAGGAGGAGGAGAAGAAGAAGGGGGAGGAGAAGGAGGAGGAGAAGAAGAAGAAGCAGAAGAAGAAGCAGAAGAAGCAGAGGAAGAAGGAGGAGGAGGAGGAGGAGGAGGAGAAGGAAGAGGAGAAGAGGACGAAAGGAGGAGAAUGGCCUACGAGAAACUGGGUAUGGAAAAUCGCAGAGAUCCUGGAGGAUCAGAGGAGAUGGAGAACAUGGAAGAAGAGAAAGAAGAGGACAGGAGAUGCGUUCGCCGGAAGGUGUCUGCCAUUUGCAUGCCGCUCGUCGUUAUGAGGAGAUUGCCUCUGCUGGUACUCGUUGUCGUCAUGUUCCUGAUUGUCAUCUUCCUCCACGUGUGUUUGUCGUGGCGGGCGUGGAAACAACAUCGCAAGAGGAGGGCGUCAACGGAACGGGCGGCAGGGGAACGUUCGAUGGCGGGCAUGCAGGCACGCGCAGCAGGGUCGCCGCUCUUCGGCGGUGGGCGAUCGUCGAUGGCCAACCGCACAACGCCGACCCAAGCAGACGCAAGGGAUGAGCCCGCUUGCAGAACACCGGUGCGUCCUGGACCGACUGUCGAGAACAUCACACACGGAGUGUCCAACAUGCGGGCACACAGCGAUGGCGGCGACGACGGCACCGACGGUGGUGACGAUGCCGACGAAGGAUUGAGGGCGGACGUGGAAGCAGGGGACGACAACGAAGACAUUCAAAUUCGGCCAUUGGGGAAGAUGGCUGGGAGGGCGAAAGGACGCAGCAGAGGUGUUCGUGGUCGAUCCGUUGGCCGUGGCGGCAGAGGAGGCGUAAGCGACGACGACGGGAAGUCUGCGACGUACUGGUCUACGGAAGACCAACUGCUCCUAGUGAGAUGCAAGCAGGAGCAAGACAUGCACCUCGCCGGGCUGGCUCACAAUUACGGGCGGAUGAAGACGAAAGACUGGAAGUGGGAGGACAUUGCGAAGCGGAUGGCGAACGCGGGGAGGCCUAAAGACGCCGACGAGUGCAUGAAAAAGUGGGACAAUCUGUUCCAGAACUACAAGAAGAUACAGAGGUUUCAGAAUGCCAGCGGCGGGGCAGAUUUCUUCAGGCUGUCAAAUGAAGAGGAAGGAGAACAACUUCAAGUUCCGGACGGACAAGGUGCUGUACAACGAGAUCCAUGGAGGCAUGCCGGGGAACCACACAAUUUUCCCUCCCAACGUCGCCGACACCGGCAGUCCGGACCGGGUGCAGCUGCCGAGGCGAGGAGCGGCUGGCGGGGAGUCUGUGGGCAGGGAUACACUCUCGCCUUCCAGUACGUCCUGGAAUCAGUGGCCACCGACUUAGCACGCGCAAUGUGGCAUGGGGAGGAGUGGAGCAACGUCGUCACCCCUGCAGUUUGUGCGCACACACUGGAGCUUGGGAUGGACCUGCCUCUAUGGUACGCAGGUGCGCACAUUGAAGACAGGCCAAAGGACGAGGACAUGGCAGCUUACCAGGAGGCGACUGUCAUGCGACUGAUCGCCGCCUUCAGCACGACGGUUGAAACGGGCCAGUCAAUCGACGGUGGAUGCAUCACUCACGAACGUCUGUGGCGAGUGGCUGAAAGCUUCAAGAUCCUCUUGGCGGCAUCGAUGUGGAUAAUGAGAAUGUCGGGAGAUGACCAAAGGUCCCACUAUGAAGCAUUUUACUUCAGCAACCUCGUCCCGAAGCCCUUCUUACUUGCGUCCAUGCACCGGGCCUUCGAUCAUCGACAUCACAUCUUGGCGGCGGCGAACGCCGUAACCGACCGACUGGGGAAGGCGCAGGUGACCUUGGGUCGACGAUGCCGAACCUGGGCAGCUCGUGAUGAUGAUGACAACGACGACGAUGAUGAUGAUGAUGAUGAUGAUGAUGACAACGAUGAUGAUGACGAUGAUGACGACGGUGAUGAUGAUGAUGAUGAUGAUGACGAGGAUGAUAAUGAUGAUGACGAUGAUGACGACCAUCAUGGUGAGAAGUGUCGUGAUGAUGACAACGAUGAUUACGCGGAUUGGGCGAAACUAUGGCCGACCUGGUUGUUCCAUGUUCCUCUUUCGCGCGAGUGCGGCAGUGUUCACCAUUGUCUGAUUGCGGCCAUGAGUGUUGUCACGUGGCAUAUAACGAAUGUACGAACAUCGGAAGCCAUGCACGACCUUGCAAUGAGCUACCAACGCCAGCUCUUUCGACGUUCAACCGAUGAGUUCACAAGAUCAUUUCAAAGAAAGGUUCGCUUGUUGAAUAUAUUCUUGACUCUUGUGCAAACAGAUGCAAUAUUGAUGCCAAAUCAGAGCUUCGCGAUGUUUCUAAGGAAGGUACAGGCAACUAGUUGGAAUAUCCUGAAGCUUUCUCCUGAGCUCCUUAGCAUUGGGAUGCAGAGUAUGGAUGGACCUGGAUAUCUUCAUCGGCGUGAGGAGAUUAUCCCGACUUAUGGCGCUGCUAGUUCUGUGUCAUCACAAACAGAAGCCUCAGGCAUUGACACUAAUGGGUCCACCGGAUUGGGUUAUAUGGACAAUAUGGGACCUGAAAAGUGGCAGGUCCUAUCCUGCCUACUCUACAAUGCCGCUGAUGACGUGAACAGCUCCCCGAAGUACGAGCAGAUCUCGGCCAAUGCCGCACGCUUCAAGCACCAGUGCAUGACACUGCUCACUCGAUCACAGACCAAGGCAAUGGACCGAAAGGUGGGAGAAUCCCUCCUGGCCUAUGAGGAACGCCUGGCGGCAUUCAUUCAAAAGGCCAACGAUAGGGCCGCUGCCGCGGCCAAGGAACGUAAUCGGCUCGAACAAGAGGAGGAGGCCAAGCGACAGAAGGAGGAACAGGACCGACUUCGUCAAGAAGAGGCAGACCUGCAGGCGGCAGCCGAACACCGGUCACGCCAUCGGGAACGACUGUUCACGCGGGAGACCGUGAUCGGCGAUGAGGCCGCACAUUGGGUGGAAGUGACAUCUGCAGAUGGGGCCCCGGAGACUGAGAAAGGGCUGUCAGCCCUUGCGCAGGUCUCCCACGACCUCGUGGCCACCUGCGCUCUGCAGCAGGAGGAAAUUCUUCACCUGCAGCAGACAGUGGACCAGAUGCUCGCACGGCUGCAGGCGUUGGAGAAACAGCCAGCUGCUGUAGCAGCCGCAGGGCCUUCCACCCUUGCCACCCGUGUGCAAGUUUUGGAGGAUGAUGUCAGCAACAUCAAGCGUGUCCAGGCUGCUGCCAUCGUGACGCCCGCCGCCGCAUCCUCCCGGCGCCCACCCAAGUUGGAUGACAUUCCCGUCUUCUGCGAUCAGUCCAAGACGGAACCGAUCCCGUGGUGGCGCCAGUUUACUCUCAGGCUCGACAUGUACCAUGUCCCGAACAACGAUCGACAUCCGUGCUUGUACCACCGAUCUGGUGGUGCGUGUCAAGCAUGGCUGGACAACAUCUUGACCAGCCACGGCGUAGCAGUGUCGGAACUGCACACCAAGCUCACUUGGCAGGAGUUGACCGACGCCUGGCACAAGCGAUUCCAAGUGGAGCCGCCCGACCUGCAAGCGAUGGACAAGCUCAACAAGCUCCAUCAGAACACGCUGCUCAGUCAGGACUGGAUUACCGAGUUCCAAGGACUCGCCUCCACACCUGACCUGCCGCUCGCAUUCCGCGCCAUCAAGCACUUGUUUAUCAUGCGCUCGUGUCCAGCUCUGCAAAACGCGCUGACGCAGAUUGCAGAGACACUCGACACAUCUGACAAGCUUUUCAGCACAGCGUCACGGAUCAUUCUCACGAAUAUCGAACCCCACAACGCCGGCCGAUCUUUCGUGACGACGAACGGCACCCAGCCCAAGCCAAAGGUGGCUUGCAUUACUUCUACCGAGGCUGCAACACCAAACGAGGGUGAAGUGUUGGCAGCUGCCCGGGAUGACGAAGUCGCGGUGGGGGACAUGCUUGGCUACGUUGCCAAGGUGGCCCACGAGUUUGUCUCGCAAUGGUACGAAGAAAACAACGCACCGUUGCUCUACGUUCGCAUUCAGAUUGGGCAAAGGGGCUGCAACGCUUUGCUAGAUUGCGGCGCAACUCGCAACUUCAUCAGCCAGUCCUUCAUGACUCGGGCUGGCCUUGGCGCACAAGUACGGAGGAAGUCACAUCCGACGACGGUCGCUCUUGCCGACGGUAAGACGAAACAGCUUUUAGACCGUUACAUCUCGGCUGUCCCGGUGUACUUUGCACCGCACGCAUGUGAACCCGUCACUUUCGACGUGUUGGACACCGACUUCGAUGUCAUUUUGGGGAUGCCUUGGCUUUCUAGCGCGGAUUACACGGUCAAUUUCCAUCGACGCACGCUCACGAUUCGUGAUGCAACUGGCGCCGAGGUCCCGUACAAGUUCUCGGAUGUUUUUGAGACACCCUCCGGUAUAGUGCCGGACCGGCCAAUCUCUCACGAGAUCAUACUUGAGGCCGGCGCCGUGCCACCGAAAGGAUGCAUUUAUCGCAUGUCCGAGGAGGAGCUCACGGUUCUCCGUGCGCAAUUCGACGAUCUACUCGACAAGGGUUGGAUCCGCCCUAGCAGCUCACCUUACGGUGCGCCCGUUCUCUUCGUUCGGAAGAAGAACAAGGACCUUCGACUUUAUAUUGACUACCGACGCCUCAACGCGCAAACCAUCAAGAACGCGGGGCCUCUACCUCGCAUUGACGAUUUGCUUGAGCGGUUGAGCGGCGCAAAGUACUUUUCGAAGUUGGACCUCAAGUCGGGCUACCAUCAGAUUUCCAUCCGCCCGCAAGAUCGGUACAAAACCGCGUUUAAGACGCGCUAUGGGCAUUUUGAGUGGGUAGUUAUGCCUUUUGGCCUCACCAAUGCCCCGGCCACCUUUCAGGCGACCAUGACCACCGAGUUUCGCGCUAUGUUGGACCGCUUCGUUUUGGUCUACUUAGACGACAUCCUCGUCUGUAGCCGAACUCUAGAGGAGCAUCUCGAGCACCUUCGCCGUGUUCUAGAGACUCUUCGGUCAGCCCGGUACAAAGCUAACCGCGACAAAUGCGAGUUUGUCCGGCAAGAGCUUGAAUACUUGGGUCAUUUUGUCUCUCCGGAAGGCAUUCGUCCGUUGGCGGACAAGAUUCAAGCCAUCCAGGAGUGGCCUGAGCCGAAGAAUGUGACGGACGUCCGAUCCUUCCUCGGCUUGGCCGGUUAUUAUCAGCGCUUCAUCAAGGGUUACUCGAAGAUCGCGGCCAACCUAAGCAAGUUACAAAGCGAGGAGCGGCCUUUUGACUUCGACGACGACGCGCGCCAUUCUUUUCAGACACUCAAAGCGGCACUCUUGUCCGCCGAGGUGUUACAUAUUUACGACCCGCUUCUAGCUACGCGCGUCACUACCGAUGCGUCGGGCUAUGGCAUUGGGGUUGUCCUUGAGCAGCACGAUGGCACGGACUGGCACCCGGUCGAGUACUUUAGCAAGAAAGUACCUCCCGUGCAUUCGAUCGACGACGCACGGAAGAAGGAGCUUCUUGCCUUCGUCCACGCCCUCAAGCGUUGGCGACAUUUCCUCCUUGGUCGGAAAGCAUUCCGAUGGGUAACGGAUAACAAUCCAUUGGUAUUCUACAAGUCGCAAGACACGAUUAACAGUACCAUUGCCCGUUGGAUGGCCUUCAUUGACCAGUUUGACUUUUUCCCCGAUCACAUUCCCGGGAAGUCAAACCGUUUUGUGGACGCCCUCUCACGACGACCGGAUCUUUGCACCGCAGUCUACUCUACCUUCGAGAUCGACGUCGACUUGCGGGAGAGCUUCAUCCGCGGCUAUCAAGCCGACCCCCACUUUCGCGACAAGUACGCGAAUUGCUCCUCUCCGAAUCCAGUGCCUUCGCAUUAUCGGAUCCAAGAGGGCUACUUAUUUGUGCAUUCACGGGCAAGGCCGGUAAUCUGUCUGGGAGUUGGUUUCAAGAGGAGGACAGGAGAGAUGGCUGUGGCAGUUCUAAGAGAAACCCUGGCAACCCUCAGCAGCUUCAUCGACCAGUAUGACCUCGAAGGAGGGAGGAUGUUUGUUAUCGAUGUUGGCGGAAGACUUGUUGCGACACAGGGUGGGAAUACCUAUCGCGUUGACCCUGACACCAAUACAGUCAUACAUUUCAAAGGAACUGAAUCGCCGGAUGAGCUGGUCCGGGAAGGUGCACGAUAUGUGGAGAAGCGCUACAAAAGGCAAUAUCUGCUCGAGAAUUGCACAUCAUCAAUCGAUGUCAAGAUAAAGGGGAACAAAUACUAUAUUCAUACCCGGCCGUUCCGCUUUAACAAUUUGAGGCUCACAGCAAUUAUUAUGCAACCUCGCGCCGCCAUCCUAGGAGCUGUGGAUCGCAACCGGUAUAUGACAAUCAUUGCCCCCAUUGUCAUGGCUGUGGGCGGUCUGGGCUUCAGUUGCCUACUCAUCUCCCUCUUUGCGGGGAUUAAACUAUCACAUUUGCAGUUGAGAAUGAGGCUCGCCAAGGAGUUGGUCGCGAAACAAAAGGUGGAGGCAGAAAACGAAGCGAAGACAACCUUCCUUUCAAACAUGAGUCAUGAGCUGCGCACUCCUGUGGCCUGCAUCAUUGGAAUGCUGGAACUACUGCAAGCUGAUGCACUGACUGAAGAUCAGAGAAGCGGAGUUGAACAGAUAAACUCAUGUGCCGUGCGCCUUCUACAAAUUCUCAAUUCUAUCCUUGACAUCGCCAAGGAAGAGAAGGGAAAACUUGUGCUUGAGAAUGAGAAGUUUAAUCUGUGGAAGGACCUGGAAUCGCUGGUUGACAUGUUUGCUGUCAAAUGCGAAAGCAAAGGCCUUGAGAUCUCACUAGAGCUUGCAGAUGAUGUUCCGGAGAUAGUCAGGGGAGACCAGGCCCGUGUUCUUCAGAUCUUCACAAAUCUGGUUGGGAAUGCUGUCAAGUUUACAUCUUCGGGGUAUGUUGUUGUCCGCGGCUGGGUUCAUAACGUGAAGCGGUCACGUGUUGACGUGAAGGUGGCUAACAAGGGUCGUCACAAGGUCACGCACGCAGACGACCAUGCCCUUACUACGGGGACGGAUUAUCAGCCUGGCUGCCUGUGCGAGCAGUUUUCGUGGUCUGAGAUGUUUCGCUGCUCGCAAAGACACCUCUUCUCGGCAGUUCGGCGCCUCUUCAAAUAUUUUGUCUCGAGGCUGAAGCGCAAAGUUCAGUCUGUCAUGAUGUGCAUCCACAAAGAUGGUCCGGGCGAUGCGGACCUCGGAUCAGACCAUUCGACCAAGGAACACAGACAAGACCACAAGGGUACAGCGGAGGGUACUGGCCCUUAUACUGUCGUACUUGUUUUUGAGGUAGAAGAUACAGGACCGGGGAUACCCUUGGAGAUGAGGGAGAAGAUAUUCGAGGACUUCGUUCAAGGAGAUGCAUCAACGACAAGAAGAGCGACCCAUCUGACGACAGGCAAACAGCAGGACACAGCCAAUGCUAUGGGCUGACAUUUGUGUGAUGAUAAAACAAAAAAAAAAAAAGAAAGCAAAAGUCAGUGUCAAUGAAUAACAAGGAAGCCG